Molecule: messenger RNA, 5161 nt
Organism: Morone saxatilis (striped sea-bass)
Lineage: Eukaryota; Metazoa; Chordata; Actinopteri; Moronidae
Gene: fignl2
Exons: 5
Coding region: 517-2583 (688 amino acids)
Molecular function (GO): ATP hydrolysis activity; ATP binding; microtubule severing ATPase activity
Source: RefSeq, a predicted model, not a curated record
AAAGGAUAAUUACAGUUUAUUACAACUUGGAUUUUAUUUUUGCAGUUUGGACCAUCAGUUCUAUCUGUUAUAACUAUCUGUACUCACUAAAGUACUUGCCGAGACUAGGGAAACAUUGAUACAAAAAAGUCUGACAGAGCAAGAAACACGAGUGGUCGGGUGAUCAGAUAUGUUGACAACAAGCCAGCAUUGCUCAGGAAACUGCACGUCAAGGGUAGGAGGUUGAUCAGUUUCAUCAAUGUGCGUUCAAUGGACAGACUGGGCUGGUGGUGAAUGGACGUGGCUAUCUUCAUCUCAGAAAGGACGAAUACACCUUCUGGUAACUCCAAGAUGUGAGGUGUGGUGGCUUUGGAAUACUUGGAAGACAUCUUUGAAGGAGUUGAGCUAAGUAAUGAAAAAGGGUUGUUCUGUCGUCAGUGCGAGCUCAUGCUAGUGAUGGACUACAGCCGGACGGACGCUAACCUUAGCUGGCACUCACAAAACAGCAUUCCUCCUUACUGAGACCAGCUCCACAGAAUGCUGAGUCCUAUUGUCCCAUAUAGCCUGUUAAAGAUGCACUGGAACCCAGAGCAUGCCCAGCCUCUCAGCCAGUGGCCUGAGCAGCACCUGGACGUCUCCUCCACCACCUCCUCUCCUGCCCACAAGUCAGAAUUCUACGCUGGCCGCGGCCGCAGCUCCAGCAACUACGCCUGGGCCAACGACGACAUCUCUGCUCUCACAGCCUCCAACCUGCUGAAGCGCUAUGCUGAGAAGUAUGCUGGUGUGCUGGACUCACCAUAUGACCGGCCACCUACUGUGGGCUCCUACCCAGAACCAGGGGCGUUUGGGGGCCUCAGCGUCCCAAAGACUGAGCUGGAGCCCUGGCCAAUGUCGCACAGCACUGAUGCCUCCUAUUCCCUGGUGCCUCCUGGAGGCCAUGACAGCCUCUCAGGUUCCAAGGCUGUAGCCACAUCUGCAGGCCCUCCAGGGGUUGGUAGUGUGUCGGUGGUGAACAGUAACCUCUCAGACUCUGGUUACAGUGGCAGCAGCUCCUGCAGUGGCUCCAGCGAGUACCCAUCGAGCUACAAUGGCACCUAUCUUUCCUCAGGGUACUGUCCCCAAACCAGUGCAGCACUUCCCCCUGCCUCUCUCCACACUCUUCAAUCCACCCCCACUCUGGUGGCCAGCUAUAGCCCUACCACACCUGUCUAUAACUACCCCCCAAGCACAUACCCUCCCCAGAACAGCCUUGGCCCCACCUACAGCCACCCCUCUGCAACUUACCUGCCCUCAGGUCUACCAGCCCCUACUCCUGUUCCCUCGAGGCCCACAGUGGUAGGAGGCAGCUAUAGUUACCAGAGCACCAACCUUGGGACAUCUGAGUCUGGAGGGACAUUAAAACGAAAAGCAUUCGAAAUGAGUGUAGAAGAGGAUGAGAGCGGGGAUGGGUCUCGUUACAGGAAAUAUAGCUAUGACUCCUUAAAGGCUGGGGGAAACUCACCCUACAGUGUGAAUGACAAAACAGAGUGCCGGGGAAAUGGCUUUAGCAGUUCAGGCAGCACAGACCCUCAAACCUUCAAGCCCAGCAAGCCCUCCUCCCAGCCCCUGGUGUCUCCUCAGUAUGGGGCAGCAGGGGAGUACAGCCCUCCAGCAGGCAUGACAGGGGAGAAUGGUGUGGCGGAGCAGGGCUUCAUCCAACAGCAGCAGCAUCGCUCCCAGGCCCACAAGCGCUCUCCAUUGUGUGCCCCGACUGAAAUUAUGAAGAGCCCAGACCCCCGACUGUUGGACCUUGUCAGUGGGGAGUUACUGGACUGCAGCCCGGCGCUGGGCUGGGGUGAGCUGGCUGGGCUCACCCAUGUCAAGACUGCCCUGGAAGAGGACCUUCUGUGGCCUGUGUUGAGGCCCAGUCCAGUGGUGCGGCCCCCAAGAACCGUCCUGCUGUUUGGACCCCGGGGAGGGGGUAAGACGACGUUGACUCGUUCUUUGGCUUCACAGCUUGGGGCUUCCUUCUAUCGGCUGAGUGGAGCCAUGCUGGCCUCUAAAGGGAAGGCUGAGGCAGAGCACAUUCUGGGGUGUCUUUUGCAAGUAGCAGGGGCACGGCAGCCCUCCGUGGUGCUGCUUAGCCAGGUGGAGGCCAUGGAAGAGGAGGGGCUGAGGCAGACACUGCUGACCACCCUGGAGAAAGCCCAGGUGGGGACCCCAGGUCUGGUGAUCCUUGUAUGUGCCACUGGCAGACCAGAUCUGCUGCAAGAUGCAGUUCAUCGGAGCUUUGCCAAGCGGUAUCACGUUGGCCUGCCAGAUGUGGGUAUGCGCAGGCAGGUGCUGCUGCAGACCCUGUCGCCCCAAGGCUGCAGCCUGAGUGAGAGGGAGCUGAGCGCCGUGCUGCAGCGCACAGAGGGCUUUUCAGUGUGGGAGCUGCUUCAGCUCAGCCAGCAGGCACUCUCCUCAGCAUCCUCCCCCACUGGGGCCAUGCAUGGCCACCCCACAUCCUCCAAACCCCCAGCCUUCACAGACUUUGAGAAUGCCUUCUGCAAGGUGCGCCCACACACCACCACAAAAGAACUGGACACUUGUAUAGAGUGGAGCAAGAUGUAUAACCACUGAGAAAGCAGCCAGUCACUGUACUCGGACUGCAUUACGACCCUGUCUCUGCUUUGACAUGGCAAGCCUUGGGAAUGUUUUGUUGUUGUUUUGUAUUUACAGAUUAUGCAGCCAAAAGAGCCAGAGAAGCUCAACAAUACGGGAGAGCUGACAAAGUUGUUUUACUGGCAGAAGCAUGCCAUGGUGUGCUGUUUUUGUUUCCGUAUGAAUAUCCGCAAUAUUUUAUUUUUCCCAAAGAAAAGAAAGAUAAAUAGGCCUUGUUGAGUGGGGUAGUGUAUUAGUCUUUUGGCCAAUGGGAAAAUCAGAUUAUAUACUAUUUGGAUACUCUCAGAGAUCCUGAUUAGCCUUGGUCCAGGACAAAAUCAAUUAUUUGUUGCUAGGUGACGUGGUCCAAGAUUAUGGAUAAUCAGGGUUUGGAAAAUCCCCCCUUUGACUGCUACUCUCAGGAUCCUAUUUAUUGCCAGUCCACUUCCAUGUUAUCCUAAUGUUGAUUUAGUCACUGGAUUGUCACUAAUUAUUCAGUACGAAGGGCUUGGGAUCAGCAACAUUUCACCAAACAACAGUUUUUGACCAAAAACACGUCAAACCAAAUGCUAGAAGAAGACUGCUCCUCAAAAUCACAGUUAAAGAAUCCUUCUCGAAAGCUUCUCACCAAAUUAAAACAGUCCUUAUUGUUCCAAAAAGAAAGAAAAUCAGAUGAUCUUUUAUUAAAUCCAGACAUGCAGCUGUCCUUCCCAAGAGUUAAGUUGCAGUUACACUAUGUUUGGUUGUAGAAAUACUUCACAUGUAUUUUAGAUUUAAGUCACCAAUAGUAUUAUAAUCACACUUAAAAUGGUACAAUUCACGGACAACUUAUUAUUUUAUUAUUUUUUGGGUUGUUGUCCUUAACUUCCACAUACAUUUGUUCUCAACCUCACAUUCCUCAUUGUCUGCAGUUUUCCUGAGAAUCCCACCUAACAGAACAAAACGUACCCACCUGCACACCCAGCUUCUCUGUUUUCUAUUUCACUUACUCCUUUUGUUUUCUUAGUAUGUAGUCUUGUUUGAAAUGCUCAGGAAGAAUUUCUUUACCUCAGAAAUAUGAAAUUAAAGAAUGUAUGUAAUCUUAGGGUCUUAGUAGAGAGUGGCGCGGAGUGUGAUAAAGGAGCGAGGAGAAACCUGACAGUCUUGUAACACCCACUACAGCUGGGCUUUUACCUCGGGAGAGAAACUUGAAUAUGCUACAAAGAGUAACAUUGAAUGUAAUUCAGGUAUUUCAAAGGAUAUUUGAUGCCAUAAAUCCAUGUAUUAUUAUAUAUGAAUAUAUAAAUACGUUUUCUUUUCUGUUCUUUUACCCUUUAUUUUUAUUGUAGUUUAUGGUGGAGUGAUGAUUGUCUUCAAGAAAUGCUAUGUAGAAUACAGAAAAUAUUCCUUUUUUUGUUGGACAAACUGUUUGCAAAUAUCCGUGUUAUUUAGUGUUUACAUAUUCUGUAUAUGCAUGUCUGCAAAAUGUCAUUUAAAAAUGUAAAUAUAAUGCACACAAUCAUACAGAGCACAAAAUACCUUCCAAAACUACCACAAACAAAAACACAGAUCAAAUAAAAAAAACCAAUUAAAGUCGUUAUAUGUAGCUUUCAGCAAAUCCCAAAGUCUAAAAAUUUGCAGUUAAUGUGUACAUAUUGUGGAUGAACCCAACAUGUAGACAAUCCAGAAAAUAAAUGUCUCCUUUUUCCACCAGUCCUAUAGUUCUGUUUUAAGAAGCUGGAAAAACCCGGUCACUGGACCGCAGGUACAGAGGUCGUACGUAUUAGACUGUUGCCAUGGUCCUGAAGAGGUACACACAGGAUGAUGUAAUAUUUCCUACCGCCCAUUCCUCCCUCUGUCUCCCCCUCCCUCCGUCCCUCAUCAUUAUUUUUCUCUUUUUCUCUCUCCCUAGUGCAAUCUCAUUAGAUUGGCUUGCCCCCUGGCCACGAGCGCCAGUGGCCAUGUGGCGUUGUAUCCUCUCCCCAACCCCAGCCCCCCCUCGCCCUUCCCUUAUACCGAUUCCUCUGGAGUGGAAGUGGUCUGAUUGAUGUCCAGCAACUCUAUAUCACAGUGCAGCCGUCCCUCUCCAGCUGGUGGCUUCAGUCAUGCCAUACAGCCAGAUCAAUCAGAGUGACCCCCACUGUGCAUACUGAUCACUGUCUCAGAAACUGAAAACACAUUUAUAAAUUACAGAACAACCGCUGCCUCGAGCGGCACGGUCCAGAUAAUGCUAGCGAUUAUUCACAGGUAAUUACAGAAAUGAAUAAAUAGCUACAACAUUUUGAUUUGCUCUUCCCACUGCUCCCAAAAGUUUGUCCAACAAAACAAGCUUUUAUUUUUUACAUGUUUUGAUCUGUUAUUGCGGUAACUUUGUUCUUGGUUAUUGUACAUUUUCUGUAACCAUUUCUACCUCAUUUUUGCGGCAUAUUGUACAUGAAAGUAUUUAUUUCAUGUCUUUUUUGAUGUCUGUUUUAAAAAUGAUUAUAAUGUUCUUGAACUGUAAUGGUCUACCUCAGAAAAGACUGUAUUUUAAGAGAAGAGUAUCACACAAUAUUAAACAGAAUUUGUCAAUAUUGCA